Messenger RNA from Acinonyx jubatus (cheetah), 532 nucleotides. RefSeq names its product interleukin 4 (gene IL4). NCBI's taxonomy places the organism in Eukaryota, Metazoa, Chordata, Mammalia, Carnivora, Felidae. The transcript is spliced from 4 exons. Gene Ontology annotation, biological process: positive regulation of DNA-templated transcription; positive regulation of mononuclear cell migration; positive regulation of MHC class II biosynthetic process. The coding region runs from base 36 to 437 and encodes 133 amino acids. Gene Ontology annotation, molecular function: interleukin-4 receptor binding; growth factor activity; cytokine activity. The record is from RefSeq and is a predicted model, not a curated record. Gene Ontology annotation, cellular component: extracellular region.
UGUCUCAGAUUGUCACUGCAAAUAGAGAUCUAUUAAUGGAUCUCACCUCCCAACUGAUUCCAGCUCUGGUCUGCUUACUAGCAUUUACCAGCACCUUCGUCCACGGCCAGAACUUCAAUAAUACGUUGAAAGAGAUCAUCAAAACGUUGAACAUCCUCACAGCGAGAAACGACUCGUGCAUGGAACUGACCGUCAUGGACGUCUUGGCAGCCCCAAAGAACACAAGUGACAAGGAAAUCUUCUGCAGAGCCACAACCGUGCUCCGGCAGAUCUAUACACAUCACAACUGCUCCACCAAAUUCCUCAAAGGACUCGACAGGAACCUCAGCAGCAUGGCAAACAGGACCUGUUCUGUGAAUGAAGUCAAGAAGAGUACACUGAAAGACUUCUUGGAAAGGCUAAAAGCGAUCAUGCAAAAGAAAUACUCAAAGCACUGAAGCUGAAUAUCUUAAUUUAUGAGUUUUUUAAUUACUUUAUUUUAAAAAUAUUUAUAUAUUUAUAAUUCAUUAUAAAAUAAAGUAUAUGCAGAACC